This is a messenger RNA of Kockovaella imperatae, 3255 nucleotides long. RefSeq lists its product as hypothetical. The record is from RefSeq and is a predicted model, not a curated record. Gene Ontology annotation, cellular component: membrane. The transcript is spliced from 12 exons. Lineage: Eukaryota; Fungi; Basidiomycota; Tremellomycetes; Tremellales; Cuniculitremaceae. Bases 155 to 3202 code for a protein of 1015 amino acids. Gene Ontology annotation, molecular function: ATP binding; ABC-type transporter activity; ATP hydrolysis activity.
AUUCACAUCCAACGGCCCCACUGACCUGUAUCAUUUCAAUCAUCUCACUCAGAUCAGGUCAGGACUCCUACACCUUGGAACAGUAGCGUAAGAGAGAGAGGGUCAUGGUGGCUACCGUGCUACGUCGCUAGAUCCUAUCUCACCUACCUCACUCAUGUUCUUCUUCACAUCGCUUUUGCUGCUCUUGUCGAGCGCAGUCGAGGCUCAGACCUGUUCCCAAUAUGGAACACUGUCAGGAUCAUCAUGUCUAUGCCCACCAGGCUUCAACGUCGACUCAUCGAGCAAUAAUGACUGCUCAGUGCCAAUGUGUGGAGGCAGCUUGUACGAUCCAGGAUCAGCGGCAAGCAUAGCCCGUGGGUCGACAUUGGCGAAUCUAUCAAGUCAGACCUGUCAAUGCGCAGACGGUUGGAGCGGACCUACGUGUACAGUGUGUAGCUCCGCAACAUCCUGCCAGUCCUCACUCUCCAAAUACCUCAACUCCUCCAAUACAGUCGCCGACUCGACCCUCAAUACCUCCCUAACAUGCUCGUCCUCCCCUGUCACCUAUUCCUCAUCGCAGAUGUUCUGCGAUGUCACCACUUCUAUCCUUCAUCAGCUCUAUGCAGGCUCAUGGACCCUCUCCAUCACCAGGACACUGAACGCAUCACGCACACCUGGAGGUCUAACCACUCUUGACGCCGCCAAACUCAUGGGAGGUGAUUCACAUGGCUAUGCUCAAUUAUGGUACGAUGGAGUGGAGCAAUUCUAUUGCCAAGCCAGUCAAUGUGACCAAGUGACAACACCUGGUAGUGCAGGGAGGAAUGGAUCGACCUGGACAUGUUCGACCUUGAAUUGCACUUGUCUCACGGACGCUACGCUGUGCAAAGAUUUGUCCAGUAAGAUCGACACCCUUGUGGGACCGCUCACAGUCGACUGCUCCGGUACCGAUUAUGGAAAUUGCACCUUUUUGACGCCUUUUCUGGAGAGCUUCUUUGGCCCCAGCGGUCUGGGGCUAUCGAGCUGCUCAUUCGGUGAAUGUGUACAGCAAUAUGUCAUCGAUCAAGCACUCGGCAUCUCGGAAGCGGUCUCGUAUGCCACGAAAUUGAGUGGAGGAGUCAUUGCUGGCCUAGCAGUUGUUGGCGUCUUGCUUCUUGUCAUCAUUGUUUUGCUUAUCUGGGCUUGGAUGAUUCAGAGGAAGGCAAGGAAAAACAUGACUCAUGACGGACAGAUCCCGAAGAAUGCUGGAGCAAGGGUCGCAUGGAGUGGCGUCACUUACGAGGUCAAAGCUGCGGGAGUAUCACAUUGGGAUCGACUCGUCACUUGGGCGAAAGGCUCGGGAUCGGCUGGCAACAGUACCGCAGCAUCCUCUGAAAGGGGUGAUGGACUCGGACCGGCUGGAGGCAAGAUCGUUCUCUCGGAUUCUUGCGGAGAUUUGCCUGUCGGUGGCUUCGCCUGUAUCCUUGGUCCGAGCGGAGCUGGAAAGUCGACCCUAGUAGAUAUUCUGGCUGGAAAGAGAAAGGCUGGUAAUGUUCAGGGCUCGGUCAAAUUUGCCAAGUCUGGAGGCGGCAGGAUCAAGAUUGGAUACGUCGAUCAGUCUGACGUUUUGUCGCCCACGUCUACUGUGCUUGAGACGUUGAUCUUUGCCGCGCAAUUACGGCUACCCGAGUCUGUACCUGAAUCUGUCAAGAUCGAAAGAGCCAACACUGUCCUUCAACAACUAGGUCUCGAGCACGUCGCACAUACUCGUGUCGGAUCGACAGAACACAGAGGGAUCUCUGGUGGAGAGAUGCGACGUGUUUCCAUCGGAAUCGAGCUCGUCGCUGCGCCGGACGUCCUCGUUCUGGACGAACCUACCUCAGGUUUGGACUCGGUCUCCGCUUCUCGACUCGUCAGUUUAUUAAAGCAGCUCGCUGAAGGAGACAGCCAGACAACCAUCAUUGCAAGCAUUCAUCAGCCGAGUUCUGCACUUUACCGUGCCUUCAGCCAGGUCGUCCUCCUCGCCAAUGGAAAACAGCUAUACUUCGGACCAGGAGGCGAUCAACCUGCUCUGUUCUUCGCUCGGCAAGGUCGACCUUGUCCCGCAGGAUAUAACGUUGCGGAUCACUUGCUGGAAAUUGCUAGUGGCCCAACUGAUGGUCUAGUCAGUGGACCAUCUGCUGUCGUGCGGCAAAGUGCGGACAACGGCUCAGAUCAAGAAUCAUCGAGUCUUCAAGGUAACGAGAAGUCAUUGUCCAGUUCCGGAGCCCAAAGCCACACAGACUCCUCCGUCGAGAAGGACCUGGUGACUCCUGCUCUCCAGGCUGAAAGCCUCCCUAAGCAUCCCGAUGGCGAGCCCUUGUCCGUGGAAAAGACAUCAUGGUGGCCUCGUACACACUGCGCGACGACUUUCUUGACGCAGGUGGAGGUCCUAAGUGGAAGAGAGUGGAAGAAUCUUAGACGGGACAAGACAUUGUUGAUCGCUCAUUGGGUCAUGUCAUGUAUUCUCGGCGUAUUCGCAGGAGGUCUAUACUACAAAGUCAGCUUGACGAUUGCUGGGUUCCAGAAUCGAGUGGGAAGUCUGUUCUUCCUUGGAUCUUUGAUCGCAUUUACGUCGCUAAGCGCAUUGUAUAAUCUUGUCGAAGUUCGAGGUCUCUUCCUCCGUGAACGAGCGGGAUCUUUCUACUCUCCCCAAUCUUGGCUCUUGACUAGGGUCAUCUUUGAUGUCAUUCCUCUUCGACUGAUUCCCACUAUCAUUGUUGGCAUCAUCGUGUACUUCAUGGUGGGACUAGCUCACAGUGCCGCGCGAUUCUUCAAGUAUCUGUUAAUCUUGGUAGAGUAUUCCCUGGCAACCACUCUAUUUAACUUCCUCCUCGCAUGCGUCUUCCGCCAAGGAGGUAUCGCUAUCCUAUUGUCGUCGCUCUGCAAUCUCUUCCUGAUGACAUAUGCUGGCUUCUUCGUCAACAUUCACCAAAUCCCGCCGGUGCUUCGAUGGCUGAGGUACUUCUCAACCCUUGGCUAUACGCUCGAAGCUUUGUCAGUCAAUGAAGUCGGAUCAGGUUUGAUGAUUAUCGACGUUCUGGAAGGUGUGCCGAUCGAGAUCAAUGCGGUGGUCAUUAUGCAGACACUGUUCGGAUUUGAUCUGAGUCAUUAUUACCGGGACGUGUUGGUUCUCUUUGCUUUCGUGGCUGGUUUCGCCAUCUUAUUGGUUGGCGCGGUUGUCUUCAUACUCAGGGAGCGGCGAUAGGAAUGCUAGAACGUCGUUUCGUGUCUCGUCUAGGCUCGAAACUCAGGUGACUU